Molecule: messenger RNA, 2799 nt
Organism: Aspergillus candidus
Lineage: Eukaryota; Fungi; Ascomycota; Eurotiomycetes; Eurotiales; Aspergillaceae
Product: AP-1 complex subunit gamma
Exons: 5
Coding region: 202-2691 (829 amino acids)
Biological process (GO): intracellular protein transport; Golgi to vacuole transport; receptor-mediated endocytosis
Cellular component (GO): membrane coat; AP-1 adaptor complex; Golgi apparatus
Molecular function (GO): clathrin-cargo adaptor activity
Source: RefSeq, a predicted model, not a curated record
CCUGAUUUCAUUCCAUCUUCCUCCACCUCUCCUCCCCUCACCACCUCUCUCCUUCCACUUCCCCAUUCAUAUUCUUUCCUUUUGGGAAUUGCGCGGACUGGUUCUUCGCAUUCCUCCUUCGUUUCCCCCUCCCCCUUUCGAUAUUGUUGGAUCCCCCUCCCCCUCCUUAACCCCCCUAACGGGGUCUGCGCGACCGCCGCCAUGACGUCCCUCAAACAAUUCAUCCGGAACGUUCGUUCGGCCAAGACCAUCGCCGAUGAGCGGGCCGUCAUUCAGAAAGAGAGUGCCGCUAUUCGGGCCUCCUUCAGGGAGGAAAGCCAUGACUCCGGCAUCCGGAGAAACAACGUGGCCAAACUACUCUACCUCUUCACCCUGGGCGAGCGCACGCAUUUCGGCCAGAUCGAGUGUCUGAAGCUGCUCGCCUCCCACCGCUUCGCCGACAAGCGUCUGGGCUAUCUGGGCACCAUGCUGCUGCUGGAUGAGAACCAGGAAGUUCUGACCUUGGUCACGAAUUCACUCAAGAACGAUCUCAACCAUUCCAACCAAUACAUCGUCGGCCUCGCCCUCUGCGCCCUCGGAAACAUUGCCUCGAUCGAAAUGUCCAGAGAUCUGUUCCCCGAGAUCGAGAACCUCCUGUCGACCGCCAACCCAUAUAUUCGGAGAAAGGCCGCCCUAUGCGCCAUGCGUAUAUGUCGCAAGGUCCCCGACUUGCAGGAGCAUUUCUUCGAGAAAGUCAAGACCCUCCUCUCGGACCGGAACCACGGUGUCCUGCUGUGUGGCCUGACCUUGGCGAUUGACAUGUGUGAGGCAGAGGAGAUGGAGGAAGGCCAGGAGGGCGUGAUUGAGAUGCUUCGGCCCCUGGCCGGCGGGCUGGUGCGUGCGCUGAAGGGAUUGACUACGUCCGGGUAUGCCCCGGAGCACGACGUCUCCGGCAUCACGGAUCCCUUCCUGCAGGUCAAGAUUCUGCGCCUGCUCCGGGUUCUGGGACGAGGCGACCCCGCGACCAGCGAAUUGAUCAACGACAUCCUGGCCCAGGUCGCGACCAACACCGAUUCGUCCAAGAACGUGGGUAAUGCCAUUCUCUACGAGGCCGUUCUCACCAUCUUGGACAUCGAAGCCGAUUCGGGUCUGCGGGUCUUGGGUGUCAACAUCCUGGGCAAGUUCCUCACCAACAAGGACAACAACAUCCGCUACGUCGCCCUCAACACGCUGAACAAGGUUGUGGCCAUCGAACCCAACGCCGUGCAGCGACACCGCAACACCAUCCUGGAAUGUCUCCGCGACCCUGACAUCAGCAUCCGCCGGCGUGCGCUGGACCUGAGCUUCAUGCUGAUCAACGAAGGCAACGUGCGGGUGCUGGUGCGCGAGCUCCUCGCCUUCCUGGAGGUUGCCGACAGCGAGUUCAAACCAACCAUGACCACCCAAAUCGGCAUCGCCGCCGACCGGUACGCGCCCAACAAGCGCUGGCACGUCGACACGAUCCUGCGCGUGCUCAAGCUGGCCGGCGCCUACGUCGAGGAGCAGAUCCUGUCCUCGUUUGUACGCCUGAUCGCGACCACCCCGGAACUGCAAACCUACUCCGCCCAGAAGCUGUACGUGUCGCUGAAGGAGGACAUCUCUCAGGAGGGCCUGACGCUGGCGGGCACGUGGGUCAUCGGCGAGUUCGGCGACAACCUCCUCCAGGGCGGACAGUACGAGGAAGAGGAGCUGGUCAAGGAUGUCCGCGAGAGCGACCUCGUCGAUCUGUUCAAUAACAUUCUCAACAGCACCUACGCCUCGCAGACGGUGGUCGAGUACAUCAUCACCGCGUCGAUGAAGCUGACGGUGCGGAUGAACGACCCGGCCCAGGUCGAGCGUCUCCGCCUCUUCCUCAACAGCCGCACGGCCGAUCUCAGCGUCGAGAUCCAGCAGCGCGCUGUAGAAUACACCAACCUCUUCGGCUACGACCAGAUCCGCCGCGGCGUCCUGGAACGGAUGCCGGCGCCCGAGAUCCGCGAGGAACAGCGGGUUCUGGGCGCGCCGACGAAGAAGCGCCCCUCCAAGGGUCUCAAGACCAAGAAGCCCGCGAAGCCAUCCGAGCAGGACAUCCUCCUCGACCUCAUGGGCGGGUCCGACGAGCCAACGACCAGCCCCAGCGGCGCCGGGUCCCAGAACACGGCCGAUCUGCUAGCCGACAUCCUCGGCGGCGACUCAGGCACGUCCUCGCCCACCCCGCAGUCCCAGCCAUCAGGCAAGAGCGCCAUCAUGGACCUCUUCGGCACGAACGGGGGCUCGCAGUCGCCGCAGCCGCCGUCCACCGACCUCCUGGCGGGCCUCGGGGGCGCGACGUCGACGUCGCCGGCCCCGGCUGCGGCGCACGCGGUCUUCGACAAGAACGGACUGUCCCUCUCGCUGCAGGUCCAGCGGAGCAACAGCGGCAACGCACAGAUCACCGCGCGGUUCCGCAACGGGUCGGAUUUCAGCCAGUUUUCGAGCGUGGGGUUGCAGGCGGCUGUGCCGAAGAGUCAGCGUCUGCAGCUUAGCGCGAUUAACAAGGCUGAGUUGGAAGCUGGGGAGGAGGGAGUGCAGAUGUUGAAGGUGUCUUCUUUGUCAGGGUCCCUUCCACCUAAACUCCGCCUCCGUCUACGCGUGACAUACGCACAGGACGGAUCCGCCGCCGUGACGGACCAAGUCGACUGGUCUGAGCCGUGAAGGGCAGACAUACAGUGGGGCGAUAGGGGGCGUGUCAGAUGGGCAAUACAAUACAAUACAAUGGUAAGGGUAGGAUAGGAUAUGGUGGUAGAUACACGUACAUUUAAU